CGUCCCCCAGGCCCCCCAGGUGUGACCCCGUGCCCCGUCCCCGGUGCCCCCCAUGGCCAUGGCGUCGCCGCCGGCGCCCCCGACCAAGAAGCGGAAGAUGAACUUCUCGGAGCGGGAGGUGGAGAUCAUCGUGGAGGAGCUGGAGCGGGGAAAGCACCUCCUCGUCAACCACUUCAACGCGGGCGUGCCGCUGGCCGCCAAGGCCGCCGCCUGGCACGACAUCCUGCGCCGCGUCAACGCCGUCGCCACCUGCCACCGCGAGCUGCCCGAGGUCAAGAAGAAGUGGUCCGACCUCAAGACCGAGGUGCGGCGCAAAGUGGCCCAAGUGCGGGCUGCCAUGGAAGGGGGAGGCGAGAACCACAACGGCGGCGGCAACGGGCCCGAGGGCGAGGACCCGGCGGGCGCCGCGGCCGCCCCGGUGAUCCUCACCCCCAUGCAGCAGCGCAUCUGCAACCUGCUGGGAGAGGCCACCAUCAUCAGCCUGCCGAGCGGCGACUGCGGCGCGGGUGACGGGAGCGAGAUCCCCAUCACCGCGUCGGCCACCACGGUCACCCUGACCCAGAUUCCUGCAGAGACAACCUACCACAGUCUGGAGGACGGGGUUGUGGAGUACUGCACCACGGAAGCCCCCACCACCGUCACCGCCGAGGCACCCUUGGAGAUGAUGGCCCAUCAACACGAGAUGUCUGCCAAGCCCCAGGAGCUGAAAAGCCGCAUUGCCCUGAACUCAGCCAAGCUCCUGCAGGAGCAGCGAGUAACCAACCUGCACGUGAAGGAGAUUGCCCAGCACCUGGAGCAGCAGAAUGAUUUGCUGCAGAUGAUUCGCCGCUCGCAGGAGGUGCAGGCGUGUGCCCAGGAACGGCAGGCACAGGCCAUGGAGGGGACACAGGCAGCACUGAGUGCCCUCAUCCAGGUCCUCCGCCCCAUGAUUAAGGACUUCCGUCGAUUUUUGCAGAGCAAUACGCCCAGCCCAUCGGUCACCGCUGACCCUGGCCAGACAGGGCAGCAAGAUGGUAUGAUCCAGUGAAAGAAACAGUGAUGGGAGGGGAGCUUUAGAUUGAUGCUAGGAAAAAUUUCUUCCCUGAAAGGGGUGUCAGGCCCUGGCACAGGCUGCCCAGGGCAGUGGUGGAGUCACCGUUCCUGGAGGGGUUUAAAACAUCUGUAGAUAUGGCACUUGGAGGCAUGGGUUAGCGGUGAAUGUGGCAGUGCUGUGGAAGCGGUUGAACUCAAUGAUCUUAAAAGUCUUUUCCAACCUAAACAAUUCUGUGAUUCUGUGGGACAUCUGCCAUGCUAAAAACCUGCCCAUGCUGGCAGAGGACACUUAGGAGCAAGGGGUGCUGUCUCUUCUUAGUGUGAAUGGCUCCCCUGGAGUUUGGCUGAGUCCAAAGAGCUUUCACUGGUACUCUUGUGCUAAUCUGCCUUUUCAGACUCUCAUACAGAGACAUAGCAGGAUGUGUAAUAUACCAGCAACUUAACAUGGAUUGCUUUAGUUCCUCAAACAUUAGAUUUAUUUUUUAAAAAGUUAUUUUUUAAUUUCUGUUUGAAAAAAAAUCUGUCUCAAGUAUGACACCUCUCUUUUUGUCUCUCUCUCGAGAUCUAUAGCCUUUAACUGACUUCUAAUGUGGAGAGUUUUGUCGGGCUAUCAGUGCUGCAGCUGUCAAGGUACAGUGACUGUGAACCCAUAGUGCACAUAGUGAAUGCAUUUCUGGCUCUCACUGAAAGCAUUUAUUGGAAACGUGGUACCAGAUGUGGUAGAAACUUCCAUAGCACCGGGAGCUAUGGAUCGUGCUCCUGCAGCGUCACAUCCAGCCCAUGCAGACCAGCACCCAGCCUCUGUGCAAUUUAAAUCCCGCCUACCUCCCCUGAGGAUUGAAGUGGGAUUGAAGCAGUGCGUUCACCUCUUGUUUUAUCUGCUUGCAGUCAUGAAAUUUCUCUGUCAAGUUGGCAGAUGUGAUGAAAGUUUCAUGUCUUGGGUGCCAGAAACUCUCCUGGGAUACGUCUUGGUGCAAUGUCUUUAUUUGUCGCAGCGUAAACACCCAAGGGCCUGGAUGAGUUUCAGUUGGGUGGAUGGAACGGUGAAACUCCAUCUCUGCCUUAUCUGCAUAGUUUGUCACCUCCAGAACACCUUGAUCCAUUAAAGUGGACCUGGACUAAGGUCCUGGACUAAGCUGCAGUCACACAGGAAUUCCCAAUGUUUAGGAGUUUGUCAGCCACUGAUUUUAAUGAAUUUUGGGGCAUUACUUGGUUCUGCUGCUGGUGGUGUUUGUUUUGUACUGUUUGGGAGCUGGAAGCGAGUCUAGCCAUUCCAUGUUUGUCUGCUGGCUGGCCUCAUCCUGAGAAACAGAGCUGAGAUUCUCCUCACUAUCCUAUACCGUUACACAGGGUGAAACAACAUUACAGCCAUUUCUGAGGCAUUCAGGCUGUGGGGCUUGGUCCUUAACAAGAAAGCUUAAUUGCACAGGAUGCUCAACAUGAUUCUCACAGACUUGCAGUAACUUCAUAAACUUCCAGAUUAAAGGUCCACUUGUACAUGCAUGGAAGAAAACUUAGGGAAAGGAAAAAAGGAAGUGUAAGUCUUCUCCUUCUACCUUGCAAAGUGGCUUACAUUUAGCAGGCUUGUUGCUUGCCAGAUUAUUACAUCUGAAAUGGAACUUUUCCAGAGCUGGUAUUUACUUGCUGUUAAGUCUCCUUUAGGGCUGACAAGGGAGUGAAUUUGCACAAUCAAAUGAAACCUUUACACAGCCUUUAAUGGGGAGAUGCUGAUGGGGCCCCCCUGGGUAGAGCAGUAGGUGAAGAGGUCACCGCUGUUGGUCCCUGAUCUUUACUCAUCUCCUCUUGUCUACAAAUCUGAUGCGGGAGAAAAGGACAACACAGUGAGAAGGGUUUGGUCCCUGGAAGACCCCCAACCCCUUGGGACUGACACCUCCAAACUGAGUCAGGGUGGAUCCUGCCUUGUCUGGCAUCUCACUACAUGAGUAGCACUUAACCUGACUCUUCCUCUUAGACUUUGUGGAAUCAAAUCAAUUGCUGAAUUGAGAUUUAUUUUUAAAGUGAGAACUAUGUCAUAUGUGUUGGUUUACCUCAUUUGUGUAAUGAUCUCUCCUUUUCAAAUAUGAAUUUUAAUAAAAAAUACAUUUUGGUAA
Hirundo rustica (Barn swallow) is the source of this 3143-nucleotide messenger RNA. It is a transcript of the gene NAIF1, whose product is annotated as nuclear apoptosis inducing factor 1. NCBI's taxonomy places the organism in Eukaryota, Metazoa, Chordata, Aves, Passeriformes, Hirundinidae. The transcript is spliced from 2 exons. Gene Ontology annotation, cellular component: nucleus. Bases 53 to 1027 code for a protein of 324 amino acids. The record is from RefSeq and is a predicted model, not a curated record.